AUGUAUGUCGAACAAAACAUCCUCAGUGGUCCAAUCCCUUCAUCUAUUGGUCAAUUGAGCAAUUUGGCAUCAUUGCAUCUCUCUUCAAAUCGACUUAACGGUUCCAUUCCUCUAAAAAUAGGGAAGCUACAAAAUUUGGUUGACAUGUAUGUCGAUCAAAACAUCCUUAGUGGUCCAAUCCCUUCAUCUAUUGGUCAAUUGACCAAUUUGACCCAUUUGUGGCUCUCUUCAAAUCGACUUAACGGUUUCCUUCCUCCAAAAACAGGGAAGCUAAAGAAUUUGGUUACGAUGGAUUUAGGUGUUAACAGCCUUCAGGGCCUAAUUCCUGCAAAAAUAGGAGAUUUGACACAAUUGGAUUACUUAGACCUCAGACAUAACCUCCUUCCUGGUAAAAUCCCAUCUUCUAUAGGCCAGUUGAUGAACUUGUUCCAUCUUGACAUGUUUACAAAUCUGAUUAAUGGCACCAUACCACUUGAACUUGGACAACUAUCACGCCUUGCUUAUCUCAAUUUGUCAUGGAACCAACUUUUAGGUCAGCAAGAAAUUGCUCCAAGAAAAAAGUAG
This is a messenger RNA of Camellia sinensis, 564 nucleotides long. The record is from RefSeq and is a predicted model, not a curated record. Lineage: Eukaryota; Viridiplantae; Streptophyta; Magnoliopsida; Ericales; Theaceae.